Eutrema salsugineum is the source of this 1540-nucleotide messenger RNA. RefSeq lists its product as uncharacterized. The record is from RefSeq and is a predicted model, not a curated record. The transcript has 8 exons. NCBI's taxonomy places the organism in Eukaryota, Viridiplantae, Streptophyta, Magnoliopsida, Brassicales, Brassicaceae. Bases 139 to 1383 code for a protein of 414 amino acids.
CUCAACUCUCCACACACCACCUUCCUCCUCCAACACUCUUUCUAUCUCUAAACCCAUUUGUUCCCUCUAAAAAAAUCGAAACUUUCCUUCUGGUUUUCUGAUAUUAGGGCUUCGUUCGGCACGACGCGUAUCCGUAAUAUGAGGCCAAUUUGUGAAACAUGUGGAAACCAAGGAUGGAAAGGACUACUUGUAACUUGCUCUAAAUGCCGUAUAGCCUGUGAACACCGUUACUGCAUGAAGAAACAGUCAUUUGAGACCUCAAUCGAUUUUGUAUGUGCUGAUUGUUCGAUGAGGCCUGUUCAAAACAGCUUCGCUUCAGAGUCGAUCAAAGCAGCCCCUAGAAGUCAAAGGGGUAAAGCGCGGGUUGAAUCUUCAAAUCCAGUUCCCAGAUGGAAAAAAAUACCUGAAUCAUCAAAAAUGAAGUUAAUUUCACCAGAGGAAGUCAGAAAACUUUCAUGUGGGGGCACUAAAUCGACUUUUAAAGUACCAAGACCUGUUCCAGCUCGUUCUGCAAUGGGUUUAACAAAACAAACUGUUUGUAUUCCAAGAGCUAGGAGUCUGAAUUCUACAGUGGUGGCUCGCAAAACCAAUCCAAUUCUCCUUCCACCUAAGAAGGUUGAGCCUCCUAGUCCGCAUACUUUGCAGAUUCGUUCAGGAGCCAGACCACAAACUUCCAAUGCACAAGAAGUAGUAGAAGGGUCAAAAUCGAGAGUUGGUGGUGGAGCCAAAGAUCUUGGUUCAAAAGAGAUAUGCCGAUCAAUCUUCUCGGAAAAAAUGUUGCAAUUACUUCCAUAUCGACCAGCUUUGCGCCCCACUUGGAAGGGACGCAUUGUAGAUUCUGCUACACCAUCAGAGUUUAACGGCGAUUUUUGGGCUCAACCGGCUUCUGAAAUCCGUCGGAAGGCUUACAACCUUUCAAAGACGUUUCCUGGCCUACUCAAGGUCGAAUUGGUCCCUAUAGGCAACCUUUUGAAUGAUUUGUAUGUGAACAGAAACCCAGCGCUUUCAGAUGUCGAGAUGUACAUUUUCCCAGAUGACAAGAACACAAAAAGGUUUAAGGAGGAACAUGCUCAUCUCUUUGAGACCAUGAAGAGUCGCAAAGCCAUGAUCAGAAUUAACAUCAAGGACACACCAUUGCUGAUAUUUUCUUCAAAGUUACUGGACAAGGCCUCUCAGAUUCACAUCGAGAUGCAGAAGAAAACAAAGAACUUCCUCUGGGGGAUUUUUCUGUUGACGAAAAAGUCAUUAGCACUUGUUCCAGGGACUUCCAAUCAAGCUGCUCAACAUUUUGAUGAUGGAGAUGUGGUUGACGAUGACUCUAACUUCAGACAGACCGAUCUGGGAAGCAAUUGCAGAGACAUUACAGGGAGAGGGAAUGAUUGAAGCAAGUUGCUUUAUGUUGUCUCAAGGAUAUUGGUAAUAGCUGAUUUGCUAAUCUCUGAUUGUCUUCUAGCUGGGUUGUAAGAAGUAAAGUUUUCAGCCCUUGUGUUACUUUUACAGUUUUACCUCUUGGUAGUUAACUCUAGAUUUUGGUUGCAAA